AUGCCUGUGUCUAAAGUGGAAAACAUUAAAUACACACUUACGUGCAUAAGGAUUAACAGUUGCUUACAUAUAUAUGGACACAUAUACGGAGAUUGUGCUUAUAGGUUACAAAAUUUUGUAGGUCGUGACAUUGGGGUUAACCUACCAAUUUUGUUGAAUGCCAUUGUUGUGGAACUUCCUCCUGAUGGGAGCACAAUGCUACGAAUUGGGAUGACCAAUCCUCCUUUUAUCUUGGAGCACCUGAAAGAGAUAGCAGAUGUUUUACGUCAUCCUUGUGUAUAUUCCUUUCUUCACGUACCAGUUCAAUCAGGGAGUGAUGCUAUCUUGACCGAAAUGAAUCGGGAAUAUACUGUGAGCGAGUUUAGGACUGUGGUAGAUACCUUGACUGAACUUGUGCCAGGCAUGCAGGUUGCAACUGAUAUAAUAUGUGGGUUUCCUGGUGAGACUGAUGAAGAUUUUGCUCAAACAGUUAACCUUGUUAAGGAAUACAAGUUCCCACAAGUUCAUAUAUCUCAGUUCUAUCCUAGACCUGGGACACCUGCUGCAAGGAUGAAAAAGGUCCCAAGUACUAUAGUGAAGAAUCGGAGCCGUGAAUUAACUUCUAUUUUUGAAGCUUUUGCACCAUACAAUGGAAUGGAAGGAAGAGUUGAAAGAAUAUGGAUUACUGAAAUUGCAACUGAUGGAAUUCACUUGGUUGGCCAUACGAAGGGAUAUGUGCAGGUUCUUGUAAUUGCUCCAGAAAGUAUGUUGGGUACUUCAGCUAUUGUGAAGAUAACAUCCGUGGGAAGAUGGUCGGUGUUUGGAGAAGUGAUUGAGACUCUCACCCAAGCAAAUGUGAAAAUGUCUCCAGAGAAAGUGUCUAUUCAGGAGAUACGUUCUCCUUGCUCCAAUCAGUAUGAGAGUUGUGCAUGUUCAAAGAAGCCAGGACCUUGCUCCUGUGGACCAGACAGCUGUAGAGGACAGGAUAGAUUGGAAGAGUGCACGGUUUCCAGGAAUGAUAGUUGGAUGGAAGAUCGAAACAGAAAAAAUCUGAUUAGCUGGUUACUGAGGCAGCGAAGGAACCAUGAGAACAAACAGGUUGAGAACAGCAUUACCUUGGGGCUAAAGAAUAAGCAGGACUGGGCCCUGGGCGGCUGGGGUAUUGUUGAUAUGGCUCUGCUCGUUGGAAUCCUUGUCAGCUUUUUGGUGAUUGUAGCUGUAAUAAUGCAUCUAGAAUUUAGGACUUUGUUGUCAAAAUGAAUUUUGUCCUAGAAACCAUUAUAUUCUGUUUUUGGAUUUGGAGGAUUCCCAUGUCAGAAUUGCCUAAACAGAAUUUUUUUUUUGUACCAAUGCAACUUUUUGACACAAGUGCCAAUGAGAUUUGAAAGAUUUUGCUGCGUACAAUGUUCUUCAAUUAGAGAACUCUCGUAUAACAUUUAUGGUUUA
This is a messenger RNA of Durio zibethinus, 1425 nucleotides long. The record is from RefSeq and is a predicted model, not a curated record. NCBI's taxonomy places the organism in Eukaryota, Viridiplantae, Streptophyta, Magnoliopsida, Malvales, Malvaceae.